Messenger RNA from Aspergillus japonicus CBS 114.51, 1941 nucleotides. RefSeq lists its product as uncharacterized. The transcript has a single exon. The coding region runs from base 1 to 1941 and encodes 646 amino acids. NCBI's taxonomy places the organism in Eukaryota, Fungi, Ascomycota, Eurotiomycetes, Eurotiales, Aspergillaceae. The record is from RefSeq and is a predicted model, not a curated record.
AUGCUGCCCGCUUUCCAGGCCGCCGCUCAGCAGCAGCAAGUCCUGACGCGUCUGUCGUUGGACCAGAUCAAACCCUCGAUCGAUCCCAGCACAGGCCAGGUGAAAUGCUGUCCGGAGGGGACCACCUUUGAUGGCCAGUCCUGCACGUUAGGGGUGCCCAGUUGCCCCGAAGGGACGGUGCCCCGCGACGAAUAUUGCGUCUCGAAGCAAGAUCCCCUCUGCCCGACGGGCAGUACGUGGAAUGGACACACUUGUAUCACGACUCAGGAGCCCUUCUGUCCCGAUCCCUACAUCCGCGAGGGGCCCGUCUGUGUGAGCCAGAUCCUGCCGCACUGCCCCACCGGAUUCAAUGCCCAUGGCAACGUGUGUGAGUCGAUCCUGAAACCGUCCUGCCCGAACGGCGGCUGGUUCAACGGCGAGGCCUGCGUGCACCGCGAAGGACCUACCUGCCCCGAGGGCUCGAGUCUGGAGGGUGCAGUCUGCGUCUCCAACGAACUGCCCUCGUGCCCGACUGGAGCUCGCUACGAUGCCACCAUCCGGAAGUGUGUCUCGACUACGCACCCCACCUGCCCCCCGGGCAGCCACGUCCAGGGCAACAUCUGUGUCGCCGACCAGGAACCAUCCUGUCCGGAGGGCACGACCCUGAACAAGAAGAUCGGCCGCUGUGUCUCGACGACUCCCCCAGUCUGUCCCGACGGCAGUCGUCCGAUCGACAACGUGUGCGCGACGACGACCUCCCCGUCCUGUCCGCCCCACAGCCAGCUCGCCAUCGAUCCGCUCUCCGGAACCGCCUUCUGCUGCCCCACCGGCAUGGGCUGGGAUGGGCGCAAGUGCUUCCUCCUCCCCGUCGACGGGCAAUGCCCUCCCGGCACCGUGCUGGAGGGGGGCCGCUGUCGGCAGCCGGGAGUGCUGGAGCCCAGCUGCCCGCCGGGGACGAGCCUGGAAGGUGGGCAGUGCGUGGUGCGGCAGCUGGCCACUUGCCCGCCGGGCUUCGAUCUGGAGGACAACCGCUGUGUGACGCGCGAGCGCCCGCACUGUCCUCCAGGGUCGGAGUUGAUCGGCAACCAGUGCGUAGUGACCGAGAACGUGCGCUGUCCGGCGGACACGGUCCUCCAGGACGGAUUCUGUGUGACCACCGCGCUGCCCACUUGCCCCGACGACUCGACGUGGGACGGCACCCACUGUGUGGUAAACGGGCACGUCGAGUGCCCUGACAACGCCUUCUGGAACGGCGAGGCCUGCAUCACGGGUGAUCAACCGACCUGCCCGGACCACACGACCUUCGACGGCCAUCGGUGCGUGGCCCACUCAGACGCGCCGCUCUGUCCCCCGGACACGACCCUGCACGGGGACAAGUGCAUCUCCAACACGCAGGUCCAGUGCCCGCCGCCGUCCACCUUCAACGGCGAAGCCUGCGUGACCGGCGCGACCCCCUCCUGCCCGGAGAACACCCAGCUGGUCGGGGAACAGUGCGUGUGGACCGGCCAGCCCGUGUGUCCGACGGGGUUCAAGUGGAUGGGCGGCCGCUGCGUCUCCACCGGCGACCUCCAGUGUCCUCCCGGAUACACACUGCGCAACGGGGAGUGCAUCUCCAACGCCGUCCCCGAGUGCCCACCGGGAUCAGUUCCGCAGGGGAACCGGUGCGUGGGCGACCGGCCCUCCUGCCCGCCGGGCACGCGGCUGCUGGAGGGCCAGUGUGUCUCCCUCGAGGACCCGCACUGCCCGCCCGGGCUGACCUUCCAGGGAGGCAAGUGUGUCUUCGAGGGAAAUACCGAAUGUCCGCCCGGAUGGACCUUCAAUGCCAGCAGCAGACGCUGUGUGAACAAUCUCCCGCCGCCCUGCCCGCCGGGCCAGAUGCUGCGCAAUGGCCGCUGUGUGUUGGAGGCCGAUUGCGUCAGUUACGAGUUCUGCCCUGUGCCUGCGGUGUCUCUCCUGGUAUAG